Molecule: messenger RNA, 3237 nt
Organism: Electrophorus electricus (electric eel)
Lineage: Eukaryota; Metazoa; Chordata; Actinopteri; Gymnotiformes; Gymnotidae
Gene: plod2
Product: procollagen-lysine, 2-oxoglutarate 5-dioxygenase 2
Biological process (GO): peptidyl-lysine hydroxylation
Cellular component (GO): endoplasmic reticulum
Molecular function (GO): iron ion binding; L-ascorbic acid binding; procollagen-lysine 5-dioxygenase activity
Source: RefSeq, a predicted model, not a curated record
CGGACCCGGGCGAUGGAGUUCCUCCAGUGGGCUCAUCUUCUCUGCUUGAUACUGGUGCAUUGGGACCAUUAUGUCCUGGGUGUUAAUCAGAAUCAAAUUCCACCAGAGAAGCUUCUUGUUCUCACUGUGGCCACAAAAGAGACCGACGGCUUCGUGCGCUUCAUGCAGUCAGCAAAUUACUUCAACUACACUGUGAAGGUGCUGGGGAUGGGCGAAGUCUGGAGGGGGGGUCACGUGGGUCACUCCAUUGGCGGCGGCCAGAAGGUCAGAUUGCUCAAAGAGGCCAUGGAGACUCUGGCAGACCAGGAGGACUUGGUGGUCCUCUGUGUGGACAGCUAUGACCUUAUCUUUGCAGGAGGGCCAGAGGAGAUUUUGAGGAAGUUUCAGCAGUCCCAUCAUAAGGUGUUGUUUGGCGCGGAGGGUGUGAUCUGGCCGGAUGCACACCUGGUGGACCGCUACCCCCAUGUUCGCAGCGGGAAACGCUUCCUCAACUCUGGAGGUUUCAUGGGCUAUGCGCCCAACAUAAACAUGAUGGUGAGGCAGUGGGACCUUCAUGACAACGACGAUGACCAGCUCUUCUACACCAAGAUCUACCUGAAUGCCCUGCAGAGGGAGACCCUUAAUAUGUCUCUGGAUCACAAAUGCCAGAUAUUCCAGAAUCUGAAUGGCGCAGUGGAUGAAGUUUUGCUGAAGUUUGGCACAGAGAGAGUUCGAGUCAGAAACACCGUCUUUGACAGUCUCCCUGUCAUCGUCCAUGGCAACAUAAACACCAAAAUUUAUUUGAACUACUUGGCCAACUACAUCCCGAAUGCCUGGAACUAUGAGCAUGGCUGCAUCGUUUGUGACCGGGAUACUGUGGACUUGUCUCUACUCGCAGAAUAUCCACGUGUGAGGGUGGGUGUGUUUAUUGAGCAGCCCACUCCCUUUCUGCCUGAGUUUCUUCAACGGCUCCUGACGCUGGAUUAUCCCAAAGAUAAACUGGACGUGUUCUUUCACAACAGCGAGGUUUACCAUGAGAAGCACUUGCAGGCAUUCUGGCAGGAGAACAAGGACGUGUUUAGGAGCUUUAAGGUCGUUGGCCCCGAGGAACCUCUGAGCCAGGGAGAGGCGAGGAACCUCGGCAUGGACCUGUGCCGGAAGGAUCCUGCAUGCCGUUAUUACUUCAGUAUCGAUGCCGACGUCAUGCUCACCAACAGACAGACACUAAAGCUUCUAAUAGGUCAGAACAGAAAAAUCAUUGGGCCCCUCGUCACACGUCACGGCAAGUUGUGGUCCAACUUCUGGGGAGGCUUGAGUCUGGACGGCUACUACGCACGCUCCGAGGAUUACAUCGACAUCGUACAGGGCAAGCGGGUCGGUGUCUGGAAUAUUCCCUACAUGGCUCACGUGUACCUGGUGAAAGGCGACAUUUUGAGGAGUGAACUGAAAGAGAAGAAUGUGUUUGUCCUGGAGAAGCUGGACCCUGACAUGGCGCUGUGCAGAAAUGCCAGAGAGAGGACAAUACACAGAGAGAAAGAUUCUCCUUCUCCGGAGUCAUUCCAUAUGCUCAGGCCCCCAAAGGGUGUUUUCAUGUAUAUUACCAAUCGUCAUGAGUUUGGAAGACUUCUAUCAACAGCCAACUACAACACCUCCCACUUUCACAACGACUUGUGGCAGAUAUUUGAGAACCCAUUGGACUGGAAGGAGAAGUACAUCCAUCCCAACUACACUCAGAUAUUUAGUGAGAACCAUGUGGAACAGCCAUGUCCAGAUGUGUUCUGGUUCCCCGUGUUGACUGAACAGGCCUGUGAUGAGCUUGUGGAGGAGAUGGAGAACUAUGGAUCGUGGUCUGGUGGAAAACAUGAGGACAGACGCAUCACCGGAGGCUACGAGACCGUGCCCACUGACGACAUCCACAUGAAGCAGAUCGAUUACGACAAGGAAUGGCUGCAUUUCCUCCGGGAGUUCAUCUCGCCUGUCACGCUGAAGGUCUUCUCCGGAUAUUACACCAAGGGCUAUGCCAUCAUGAACUUCGUGGUGAAGUACACUCCUUCCAGACAAGCAUACCUGAGACCUCACCACGACUCCUCCACCUUCACUAUUAACAUCGCGCUCAACCAUAAAGGCAUGGAUUUCCAGGGAGGAGGCUGUCGGUUCCACAGGUAUAACUGUUCUAUCGAGUCUCCCAGGAAAGGCUGGAGCUUUAUGCAUCCAGGCAGACUAACACACCUCCAUGAAGGACUGCCCACCACCAAUGGCACGCGUUACAUUGCCGUGUCUUUUGUCGACCCAUAACUUUCCCAUCGCCGUUAGGAAAUGAUUCGGUUCUGUGCGCGUAUGCAAAUGUUGUUGUAUUUUUGUUUUUUGUUCUUUUUUUUUUUUACAUAAUUGUUUGUUGUUUUUAACUUUAUUGGUUUGUGGCCUCUGUGACAGUUACUACUGUGCUAAAAAAAAAACAGCAAGUUCAACAAACGGUCACAAUAUGUUUGUGGGAAGUUACAUUUCCACACUGAGAAAGGUCACACACAUACAGUCCUACAGACACACACACACAAACACACACACACACACACACACACACAAAGAGGAUUACAACAGUUCGCAUGUUUUGCUUUUAAAAACUGACACUGCAGGGAAAACAUCUUUUCUCCUUUAUUUUCAGCAGAAUCAGGUCAAAUCUAAAAGUGUCCUAACGGGAGUGCUGUGGACUCUCCACAGCCUUCAGGAGAGACAAUGCCAUCCUCUGUAGUGCACCGAGGUGCUGUUUCAGUUUACGGUUUUAUGGUUUUUAAGGUCAGUCUUUCAGUUGUUUUUUUCUUGACAAACAUGUUUUUGUUAUUAAUAUCCAAUCAAGAGAGAUGGUAAAUAUGUAUUUUUAUAUUUGCACAUCAAGAAAAGGAAAACGACAACAGGGUUUAAUUUAAAUUCUGGUUGAAUGGAGUUUGAUAAAUACUGACUUUUACUUGAAGGGUAGGUUUUCUGGAUGUAGAAUACAUUUUGGAUUGAGUUUGGACUGAGUCGAUCGAUUCACCAUUGAAAAUCCUUAUCUUUAGCUUCCUGGUGCCUAAAAACUGACCAAAGAUGUUUUUUCCUGUUAAACAGAAGGUUACGACAUGCUGGUAUUAUCUGGUCCUGACCCAAACCUUCUGGACAGGUCAUUUGUUAUGUAUGAAUGAAUCUUGAACUUCAUCCAGGUCCCCACUGUUUUAACUUAUUUUGAAACUGUUGAAAACUUAAUAAAAAUGAUUUUAAAGUGAA